AUGGGGUAUGCGGAGAAUGGCCGUGGCGACUUGGCGCUGGAGAUUUUCUCGCAGAUGGAAGCGCAGGGCAUCGAAUCGAACAGGCUGAGCUUCCUUGGCGCUUUCAAGGCUUGCAUUGCUGUGGCCGGGAAAGAAGUGGGGAUUCUCGUGGAUGGAAAGGUCGUGAAGGUCGAAUCGCUGGGCAUGGGCAUGGGUAUACACGCGAAAAGCUUGAGAAGCUUGAGAAGAAGAGGACGCUAUCAGCAGGAAGACGAAGAUAUCAAGCUUCCAAACACAGUGAUCGACAUGUACUCCAAGUGUGGGAGCUUGAGAGAUGCUUUCAUGAUUUUCGAGAGGAUGCCAUGGCACAGCGUCAUCUCUUGGACAGUGCUGAUGCUCGGCUUUGUGGAGAAUGGGGAGGAAGAGCUGGCGUUGGAGCUCUUUGACAAGAUGACAGAGAUGGAACUUUUAGAGCCGGACGAUCGAACUUUCGUUGCUGCUAUCAAGGCCUGUGCUGCUCAAGCCGAGAAAGAAGCUGGAGUGGAGAUCAGUGCCAAGCGAAUCAAGCUAAAGUUUCUGGAGAAAGGGAUGGAGAUCCACGCUCGAGCUCGAGCUCAAGGCCACUACGACACGGACGUGUUCGUAGGAAACGGUCUUGUGGAUCUAUAUGCCAAGUGUGGAAGCAUGCUCGACUCUCGCCGGGUUUUUGAGAAGAUGGUGACGCGCGAUGCCAUCUCCUGGACCUCGCUGAUGCUCGGCUACGAUGACAACGAAGAACCAAAGUUGGCGCUGGAGCUCUUCGAAGCCAUGGACUGUCCACCGACGGCUCUCUCGUUCGUGGCGGCGUUCAAGGCUUGCUCGAGCCUGGCAGAGCCGGAAGCUGGAGUUUCACUGGAUGAGAAGCUCGUGGUGAAGCUGGAGAUCCUCGACAAAGGCAUGGCUCUUCACUCCCGAGCCGAGAGAGCCGGCUUCGACCGUGAGAUCCUGGUGGUGAACACGCUGGUAAACAUGUACGCGAGCUGUGGAAGCAUGGCCGACGCUCGCCGGGCUUUCGACAGAUCCUUGCAGCGCGAUCUAGUUCUCUGGACGUCACUCAUGGUGGGAUACGUUCAAAACAGCCAAGGAUCACAGGCACUGGAGAUUUUCACGCGCAUGAAGCAGGAAGUUCGUGGUUUCUCCGCGGAUCCUCGGACUUACUGCGCUGCUCUCAAGGCCUGCGGCUCCUCCGCGGGGAUCGGACUCGCCACUGCCAUCCACGCCGACCUCUGCCGCUACUGGAGCUUCAUCGAGCACGAUCCAGUUCUCGCAACCACCCUGCUGGAUUCCUACUGCAAAUGCGGCAGCGUGCUCGACUCCCAACUCGUUUUCGAUCUUCUUUCAGUGGCUGACUCGGUUGCCUGGACUGCUCUCGUCGCAGGAUAUGGCCGCAGGGGAGACACAGCCAGAGUUUUCGCGCUGGUGGACGCUAUGAUCGAGCAAGGCGUGGAGCUCAACAAGGUAACCUUUCGUUGCGUUCUCACGGCUUGCAGCCAUGCAGGGCUCGUCGCUCGAGGGAAGCGCUACUUUGCGAGGAUGACGAGCGAGUUUGGGAUAUCUCCCGGGAUCGAGCACUACGUUUGCAUGAUCGAUCUCUUGAGCCGGGCCAACGAGCUGGAAGCCGCGGUGGAGAUGGUGCACAGGAUGCCAUUCAAGCCCAAUGCGAUGGCGUGGAUGGUGCUCUUGGCCGGGUGCCAGAAGUGGAAGAACGUAGAGAUCGGGAGAGUUGCGUAUGAAUCGCUGGUGGAGCUCGACAGGAACAACGCUGCGGUGUAUGAGAUCAUGUCAAACAUCUUUCGAAGCACAUCAAAAAAUUCUCUGGUGAAUUGA
Molecule: messenger RNA, 1845 nt
Organism: Selaginella moellendorffii
Lineage: Eukaryota; Viridiplantae; Streptophyta; Lycopodiopsida; Selaginellales; Selaginellaceae
Product: pentatricopeptide repeat-containing protein DOT4, chloroplastic-like
Exons: 1
Coding region: 1-1845 (614 amino acids)
Biological process (GO): RNA modification
Molecular function (GO): protein binding; RNA binding
Source: RefSeq, a predicted model, not a curated record